This is a messenger RNA of Dioscorea cayenensis subsp. rotundata (Guinea yam), 2494 nucleotides long. RefSeq names its product THO complex subunit 1. The transcript has 21 exons. Gene Ontology annotation, cellular component: THO complex part of transcription export complex. The coding region runs from base 81 to 1988 and encodes 635 amino acids. Gene Ontology annotation, biological process: mRNA export from nucleus; regulation of DNA-templated transcription elongation. The record is from RefSeq and is a predicted model, not a curated record. Lineage: Eukaryota; Viridiplantae; Streptophyta; Magnoliopsida; Dioscoreales; Dioscoreaceae.
AGUUGGCACAAAGUUCCCAUUUUCUCUUUCUUGCGAGCAAAAGAGAAGAGUUCGAGCGAGCAUCAGCUGCGGCUUCUCCAAUGGCGGAAGCCACUCCAGGGCUCCGCAUCGUCCUCCACCAGCACACCAAAGAGCGCGCUCGAGCCCCUGUCUCUGUUUCCAGUCAUGCCGAUCGUGACCGCGUCGUCGAGGUAUUUAGGAAUGCAUUGUCACGACCUGAAUCUCCAGAAAAUUUUGCUCUUCAAGCUGUUCAGGAAGCUAUUAAACCCCAGAAACAAACUGUUUUGAUCCAAGAUGAGAAUCAAACACUGGAAAAUGCCCUCCGGACAUUACUUCAGGAAUUGGUGUCAGCUGCAGUUCAGUCAGGCGAGAGGAUAGUGCAGUAUGGACAAUCAAUUGAUAACGAGGAUGCUGUUGGUCAGAUACCACGUCUACUAGAUAUUGUCUUGUAUCUUUGUGAAAGAGGACAUGUCGAAGGUGGUAUGGUGUUCCAGCUUUUAGAAGAUUUGACUGAAAUGUCCACUGUGAAAGAUUGCAAAGAAGUUUUUGCAUAUAUUGAGAGAAAGCAAGAUAUUUUGGGAAAGCAAGAGCUUUUUGGAAGAGGGAAACUUGUGAUGUUGAGGACAUGCAAUCAACUUCUUCGUAGACUAUCUAAGGCAAAUGAUGUGGUAUUUUGUGGACGGAUUCUUAUGUUUCUUGCCCAUUUCUUUCCAUUGACUGAGCGUUCAGCUGUUAAUAUGAAGGGAGUUUUCAACACAUCAAAUGAAACAAAGUAUGAGAAAGAUGCUCCAGAAGGAGUUUCAGUUGAUUUCAACUUCUACAAAACCUUCUGGAGUUUACAGGAACAUUUCUGUAAUCCAGCUUCAUCAACACUUGCUCCAUCCAAGUGGCAAAAGUUUGUAUCAAGUUUCACGGUUGUGUUAGAUACAUUUGAAGCUCAACCUCUUAGUGAGGAUGAUGGAAAUGUUAAUAACCUGGAGCAAGAAGAAGCUGCUUUCAGCAUUAAAUAUUUAACCAGCAGCAAAUUAAUGGGCUUAGAGUUGAGAGAUCCAAGUUUCCGUCGGCAUAUUCUUGUGCAAUGUCUUAUACUAUUUGACUAUCUUAAAUCACCUGGGAAAAAUGACAAAGAUGGGCCUUCAGAAGGCAUGAAAGAAGAAAUUGGUGCAUGUGAAGAGCGUGUAAAGAAACUUCUAGAGAUCACUCCACCUAAGGGGAAAGAAUUUCUUCAAAGCAUUGACCAUAUAUUGCAGCGGGAGAAAAAUUGGGUUUGGUGGAAACGAGAUGGUUGUCCAGCAUUUGAAAAGCAACCUGUUGAGAGAAAGGCAUUACAAGAUGGUGCUCGGAAACGUAAGCCAAGGUGGAGAUUGGGUAAUAGAGAAUUAUCACAGUUAUGGAAAUGGGCAGAUCAAAAUCUGAACGCUCUGACUGAUCCGCAACGUGUUCGGACUCCUUCAGUUGCUGAGUACUGGAAGCCCCUCGCUGAAGAUAUGGAUGAUUCUGCUGGAAUUGAAGCUGAAUAUCAUCAUAAAAACAAUCGUGUUUACUGUUGGAAAGGCUUGCGCUUUUCAGCCAGGCAAGACUUAGAAGGAUUUUCUAGGUUCACUGAUCAUGGCAUUGAAGGAGUUGUUCCUCCUGACCUAUUACCACCUGAAGUUCGGUCCAAGUAUCAUGCAAAACCUAGUGAGAGGAACAAGCGCGCCAAAAAGGAAGAUGAACAGAAAAACAUGGCGACUCAACAACCUGAAGACAACCAGGCUGCAAACACAGCAGUUGAAACUGACGGUGGUGGAAAUGGAGGUGAUCUAGAAGAUGCUGCACCAGAAAGUCAGAAACAGAGUCCGGAGAUGGAACUAGGGCAGGAGGCCGCGCAGUCUGAAGUAGAAACAGGUGAAGUUGAGGCCAAAGAUGACAUCGAAAUGAAGGGCGAGGAUGAAGCUACUACAGCAGAUGAUCCUGAAGUUGAAUCUGAUCCACCCGGCAAAAUGUAGUGCAACUCAAACACAGCUCUCUUGACUCGAAAUAUUUGAAUUGGCUCUUUCAAAGUUGCCACUGGAGGAAGCUGUUAUCACCGUCAUCGACUUUUAAUCUUCUCUUCUCAAAGGACAAUGUGCAAGGCCAAGUUGCACGGAAUUUGAGGACUUGAUAUAAUUUGGUGGUAGUGAACAAUGCAGUAAGAUGUGAAGAUUGGUUGCAUGCUUUAUCAUCUACUGCCAUCUGCAUGGGAGUUGGACAUCCUUGUUUCUGAAAAUGAAAGAUCAGUUGAUAAUGUAACUCUAGUAAUUUUAUUGCUGCUCAUAUAUAACAGUUUUUUUAAUGCUAUGGAUAAAUCUUGUAGUUAAUGUAUUUAUUAGGUACAAUAGUUUCAUUUCAAUAUUUGGUUUCUAUACAGACAAACAGAAGGUGGUGGUGAGUGGUACUGGUAUGGUAGUUGUUCAAUGGUUGUUUGGAAUGUAGCAGGAUUGCUUUGAUUCACAUUAAUCUUUUUGGAAUACAA